CUCGAGCCAGUGUCCGGGGCUCUGCUGCAGCGUCUUCCGCAGGUCUCGCGGCAGGCUAGCGGCUCCGUCGCCUCUCCGGCCCCAUGGCAGCCCCCGGCUCCCCGGCAGAGUGCGGCUACAUCCGGACAGUCCUGGGCCAGCAGAUCCUGGGGCAGCUGGACAGCUCCAGCCUGGCUCUGCCCUCCGAGGCCAAGCUGAAGCUGGCGGGGAGCAGCAGCCGCAGCAGCCAGGCGGCCAAGAGCCUGCGGAUCCAGGAGCAGGUGCAGCAGACCCUGGCCCGGAAGGGCCGCAGCUUGGUGGGCAACGGAAAUCUUCACCGAACCAGCAGUGUUCCUGAGUAUGUCUAUAACCUGCACUUGGUUGAAAAUGAUUUUGCCGGUGGACGUUCUCCUGGUACUAAAACCUAUGACAUGCUAAAGCCAGGCACCACUGCCACUUAUGAAAAUCGCUGGGGGAGAGGAACCGCACAGUACAGUUCACAGAAGUCCAUGGAAGAACGAUCCUUGAGGCAGCCUCUGAGGAGACUUGAGAUUUCUCCAGACAGCAGCCCUGAGAGGAUUCAUUACUCACACAGUGAUUACCAGUACAGCCACAGAAGCCAGACCGGACACACUUUGCGGCACCAAGACAGCAGGAGAUCCACCCUCCUUCUGCCACCUAGAUAUGCUCGCUCCGAGAUUGUUGGUUUCAGUCACUCUGCAGCCAUGAGCAAACAUCGCCACUAUGACACCUACCACAGACAGUACCAGUACGGCUCUGUUAACGACGCCGUUUUUGACCCUGUUCCCGUCAACCCGGUGGUGCUCACGUACCCCAGGCCAGGGACCAGUCACAGCAUGGGCAACCUUUUGGAGAAAGAGAACUAUCUGACUUCAGGGCCUGCCGCUGGGCAGGUCAGGCCACUGGUGCCGCUGCAGCCUGUCACUCAGAACAGGGCUUCUCGGUCCUCCUGGCAUCAGAGCUCCUUCCACAGCACUCGCAUGGUGAGGGAAGCCGGGCCCAGUGUCACUGUAGAUUCAGGCGGGAGGAGGACACACAUGACUGUUGGCCAAGUGGCAGCAGGUGGAGGAAGUGGGAACAUGCUCACGGAGAGAAGCGCUUUCACCGACUCCCAGCUCGGGAAUGCAGACGUGGAGAUGACUCUGGAGCGAGCAGUGAGCAUGCUGGAUGCAGACCACACACCAGCACCCAGAAUUUCUGCGGCAGCUACUUUCAUACAGCACGAGUGCUUCCAGAAAUCUGAAGCACGGAAAAGGGUUAAUCAGCUUCGUGGCAUCCCCAAGCUUCUGCAGCUCCUAAAAGUUCAGAAUGAAGAUGUUCAGCGAGCCGUGUGUGGGGCCCUGCGAAACUUGGUAUUUGAAGACAAUGACAACAAGCUGGAGGUCGCUGAACUCAAUGGGGUACCUCGGCUGCUCCAGGUGCUGAAGCAAACUAGAGACUUGGAGACUAAAAAGCAAAUAACAGGUUUGCUGUGGAAUUUGUCAUCUAAUGACAAACUCAAGAAUCUCAUGAUAACAGAAGCCUUGCUCAUCCUGACUGAGAAUAUCAUCAUCCCCUUCUCUGGUUGGCCAGAAGGAGACUACCCCAAAGCAAACGGUUUGCUCGAUUUUGAUAUAUUUUACAACGUCACAGGAUGCUUAAGAAACAUGAGCUCAGCAGGCCCUGAUGGGAGGAAAGUGAUGAGAAGGUGUGAUGGACUGAUCGACUCACUGGUUCAUUAUGUUAGAGGAACCAUUGCAGAUUACCAGCCAGAUGACAAGGCCACGGAGAACUGUGUGUGCAUCCUUCAUAACCUCUCCUACCAGCUGGAGACAGAGCUCCCAGACAGAUAUUCCCAGAGUAUCUAUAUUCAAAAUCGGACUAUCCAGGCCGACAACAACAAAAGUAUUGGGUGUUUUGGCAGUCGAAGCAGGAAAAUAAAAGAGCAAUAUCAGGACAUGCCAAUGCCGGAAGAAAAGAGCAACCCCAAGGGUGUGGAAUGGCUGUGGCAUUCCAUCGUGAUAAGGAUGUAUCUGUCCUUGAUCGCCAAGAGUGUCCGAAACUACACUCAGGAAGCGUCUUUGGGAGCUCUGCAGAAUCUCACAGCAGGAAGUGGACCAAUGCCAACAUCAGUAGCUCAGACAGUUGUCCAGAAGGAAAAUGGCCUGCAGCACACCCGGAAGAUGCUGCAUGUUGGUGAUCCAAGUGUGAAAAAGACAGCGGUCUCCCUGCUGAGGAAUUUGUCUCGGAAUCUCUCUCUGCAGAAUGAAAUUGCCAAAGAAACUCUACCUGAUUUGGUUUCCAUAAUUCCUGACACAGUCCCGAGUACUGACCUUCUCAUUGAGACUACAGCCUCUGCCUGCUACACAUUGAACAAUAUAAUCCAAAAUAGUUACCAGAAUGCACGGGACCUUCUAAACACUGGGGGCCUGCAGAAAAUCAUGACUAUCAGCUCAGGCGAUGUUUAUGCCUCCAACAAGGCAAGUAAAGCUGCUUCUGUUCUCCUCUAUUCUCUGUGGACGCACACGGAGCUCCAUAAUGCCUACAAGAAGGCUCAGUUUAAGAAGACAGAUUUUGUCAACAGCCGGACUGCCAAAGCCUACCACUCCCUUAAAGACUGAGAAAAUGAAACAGAGCUCUCCGAAAUCUCAACCAUCCGCAGCCAUAAAAAAGCCCCAGAGGAAAACACCUAUUUUUCUACUUCCCAGCCCAAGAAACCUCAAAAAAGCAUGCCCUGUUUCUUAUCCUUUUCUAUUUCCAUGGUCCCCAGAAUCCAGAACACAAAUAAUCAGAAUAAUAAUUUUAUUAGUUUUCCAGAAGAGUUUUGCAAGUUUGCUACCACUAGGCACUGGUAACAGGCUUGAUUUUAUCCUCCACUAGUAGUGGUCUUUGUGAUCAGGGCUUAUGGCACAGGGCCUCCUGGAAGCAAAACGUGGAUUCAUGUGGAAUGGAUAUAACAGAAUAAGGAAAGAAGUCAUUGUAUGACUAGGAUUUUAAAAGUUUGAUUUACAUUUACGUUCCUUUCCGGUCUCCAUGUUUUGUCACUCAAAUGCACGUUGUUUCACCUUUGAGCUACGUGUGUGUGGUUCUGCGGUGUUGAAACAGAAUGGAAAUGAUGAAGAAUACUGACAGAGUUAUCCAGGAGAAAUUUUCAUGGCAAAAUUAUAUGUUUGUUUACUCUAUGCUUGUUUUUAUCCUCUUGAAUAUUUUUUCUCUGAUUUUAAAUGAACUUAAAAGUUUUAGAUCACAGCGUGCAUGACUCUAAGAAAGUGAAAUUGAAAUGAUCAUAGCAACUUUAAAAAUCUUUUCAAAGGCAACUGUGCUUAUGAAAUUCAUUGUUCCCUCUAAACACCGUGUAAAUGCUUUUCUUGCUCAAGGAAAAUAUGAAUAACAACACCAUUAAAUGCAAAUCUCUUCUGAAUAGUAGGAUUCAGUGUGAUCUAUCUCCUGGACUUUUUCAGUUACUGCCCUGGGCUGAUAGAAAAAUGGACUCUAUAUUCUUCAGCUCCAAGAGGAACCAAAACCUCUCAAACAGCUGGGUGAGCCCAGGGCACUGAAAACACAGUUCAUUUUAAUGAAUUGCAUUAUCAACCAGCCCAACUUUGCCCAACAUUUAAAAAAAUAGCGCAGAGCCUCUAAAUCUCAUGUGAUCUUCCUCAAGCCUUUAUUUUAAAUGAAGGAAACUCUAGAGCAAAAAAUGAAGACGUUAUAUUGAGGGAAAAUAUUUCAAGGCCACCCAGAAAUGAUAUGAGAAACACUAAUGUUGAAAAGUUGACAACCUCGUUUGUCGAAGCAAACACUCUGUCAAGUGUUCUUUUAACUGAGCUCUGAUUAAUACCAUUUCCAUAGAAUUAGUCUUCUCAAUUACAAUUCUGUUAUAUUUUGCUUUUUUAAAAAAAAUCCAACAAUGUUUGCUGUAAGAAAGUAGGAAGGAAAAAUGUCUUUCAGCUCCUUUUGGCCAGAAAAGUGUAAUAGAAAAUAAAUUCCCAUUUUCAGUUUGAA
Messenger RNA from Leopardus geoffroyi (Geoffroy's cat), 3981 nucleotides. RefSeq names its product plakophilin 2 (gene PKP2). Bases 84 to 2600 code for a protein of 838 amino acids. Gene Ontology annotation, biological process: heart development; cell-cell junction assembly; protein localization to plasma membrane. The record is from RefSeq and is a predicted model, not a curated record. Gene Ontology annotation, molecular function: intermediate filament binding; protein kinase C binding; cadherin binding. The transcript has 13 exons. Lineage: Eukaryota; Metazoa; Chordata; Mammalia; Carnivora; Felidae. Gene Ontology annotation, cellular component: intermediate filament; plasma membrane; cytoplasm.